Spodoptera litura is the source of this 2750-nucleotide messenger RNA. Its product is annotated as spliceosome-associated protein CWC27 homolog. Gene Ontology annotation, biological process: GPI anchor biosynthetic process; protein folding; protein peptidyl-prolyl isomerization. Gene Ontology annotation, molecular function: peptidyl-prolyl cis-trans isomerase activity. The record is from RefSeq and is a predicted model, not a curated record. Gene Ontology annotation, cellular component: membrane; catalytic step 2 spliceosome; glycosylphosphatidylinositol-N-acetylglucosaminyltransferase (GPI-GnT) complex. NCBI's taxonomy places the organism in Eukaryota, Metazoa, Arthropoda, Insecta, Lepidoptera, Noctuidae.
UUUGGACGCCUGGUGAGCGUCGAAAAAUCUGUAAUUUUGGUGUGAAUAAAAUGAUAUCAAUAAACAUUAUUAUUACAAAAUAGUAGUUUAUAAGACGGAGAACGUGUAAGACACAACAUGAGUAACAUUUACAUACAAGAACCACCUGCAUUGGGCAAGGUGUUAUUAAAAACUACAGCGGGAGAGAUUGACAUAGAACUAUGGACCAAGGAGGCUCCGAGGGCUUGUCGCAACUUCAUACAAUUGUGUAUGGAAGGAUAUUAUAAUGGUACAAUAUUCCACAGAGUUAUACCAGGGUUUAUCGUGCAGGGUGGGGACCCCAACGGUGAUGGUACGGGUGGAGAGUCCAUCUAUGGUGCCCCUUUUAAGGAUGAGUUCCACUCCCGACUCCGCUUCAACCGGCGAGGUUUAGUAGGCAGUGCGAACGCGGGCAAGGAUGACAACGGCUCACAGUUCUUCUUCACGCUAGCUGCAACACCGGAGCUGCAGAACAAACAUACAAUCUUUGGGAAGGUCACUGGAGAAACAAUAUACAACGUCCUGAAACUGUCGGAGGGUCUAAUAGGCCCCGACGAUCGACCAGACCAUCCCCACAAGAUCACAAGCACGACGGUAAUUAUCAACCCUUUCACUGACAUCGUGCCGAGGGUACAAGAGACCAGAGAAGAAGAUAAACCGAAGAAGAAGAAGAAGGAACGGGUUGGGGUUAAGAACUUUGGUCUUCUCUCAUUCGGUGAGGAGGCUGAAGAAGAUGAGGGUGAGGCUGCGGAGUACAGAGGGAAGCCCAAGUCUACGCACGACCUGCUGGAAGACCCCAAGUUGAGCAGUAAAACUGCUGCCGAACUGGAAUUAGAAGAACAAAAACCUUUACCCGAGCCCACAGAAGAAGAAAAAGAAGAGAAAGUAAAAGAAACAGCAGCAACAGUAAGCAAUAUAAGAGAUAAAUUAAGUUCUAAGAAGCGAGGGAAGUCUCCAGAAGGAGAUAGUAAGAGACAGAAGACGGAAGAUAAAAGAUCUAAGAAGAAAGAAGAGAAAACAGUUGAAGAGAAGAGAGAAGUUUCGGAUAGUGAUUCGGAGAUUGAAGAGUAUUAUAUUGGGAAGGAGAAGAAUGAUGCGAGGCAGAAGGAGAAAGAAAGAAUACAAAGCGAAAUAAAGCAGCUGCGUAAAGAAAUGAAAAAUUCAAAAGAAGAGAAGAUAAAAGAACAGAAUUUGAAAGAACAGACUGAAAAAGAAGAUGGUAAGGGCGAUAAGAAGUCGGCAAAAGACAAUGAAAUGUACCAGAAGUAUGUAGAAGAACAGGAGAAGUAUAGAAAGAUGAAGGAGAAGUUGCCUAAGAAGGGUGCUGCCAGAAACCCCCGCACGAAGCAGCCUAAACAAGUCCACAAGCGAAAACCAUGGGUCAAGAACCUGUACGAAAACCGCGAAUAUCCAGACAACUAUACCGAUAAAAAUUUCCUUCAAGAACUGCGCAAAAAUUUGAACAUCGAAAAAGUAACCUUACCCCAAGCCAUUCAAGGCUCAUUUCGAGUCGCACUACGCUUAUGUAUAUGCGUUUUAUACGCUAUUAUAUACGUCUAUAUGUAUAACAACUGGGUUCACACAUACACAGUAAUAUACACGUCCAUUAUAGCUACUUUAUUCAGCUAUUUGCUGUAUAUAUGUUUCGCUGGGUCCGCCAUUUUGAGGCAUUUAAAGACUGUUCUGGUUUACCUAAGUAUUGGUUAUUUACUGUCUCCGAUUUUGCAUACUUUAACUGAUACAGUAAGUACAGACACAAUAUACGCUUGGGCUGUGAUCAUGAUGAUCAUUCAUUUGAUAUUUUUUGACUACAAUGUGCCUGCAGCCUUAGUUUCGAAGUCUUUAUCAAUUAACGCUGCCAUAUUUGCUUCCGUAUGCCUCGUUUCCCGACUUUCGACGCCUUUUGACGCGUUCGUUCUGCUAACAAUCUCCGUCAUACUAUUUGUAUUAAGUCCUCAGCUGUUUAAAACCAUUUUGCAAACAAAAUUGUUCAAUAUCAUAUAUAUAGUUACUCUUAUAUUUACAAUUGUGGGUUUAUAUACCGUCUCAAUGACAUUGUUGUGUUAUUUCGCGAUUGUAGUCUUUAUUCUUAGUUGUUAUUGUCCAUUUUUGUUUGUAUAUUGGCAGAAAUAUAAGGAUAAUAAAUAUGGGCCGUGGGAUGAGGCUGUGAUCAAUGAUUCUGAUGACUUGGAGGAGUGCUUGUAUGUCAAAUCGUAGUGUUAGGUUAGAUUGCACGGUUGGUGCGGUGGCUGGACAACCGGCUGCCGCACGACGUGUUGUGGGUUCGAUUUCCGCGCGGAACAACUCUUUGUGUGUAGUAUAGAAAAUAAAUAUUGAUUCAGUACAGAUACAGUAUCUGUUGUUGUAUUUAAUUGUUUGCUUUGUAACUUAGCCAUAUUUCUUGUAAACAGAAGUCUCUGUACUCAAUUAAUCUUUGUUUACUUACCUGCAUAUUAUAUUUAUUUGGGUGGGUAUACACAUAUAUAAGAUGAGAUAUAUAUGCGUGAAAAUACUGAGUAAAGCUCUACUAGUUUCGAGCCAUGGAGGGGUUCUUCCUCAUGAGCAGCGUGCUCGGCCGCGGUAAUGGCGAAGACAAUAAUUUCACGUGAGUAACCCGCGGCUUUUAGUUAAUUUAGUAUGUCUCAAUUUAUUACUAUAUCUUUUAUUGCUAAUAUUAAACUUAAAACCCAGGUCAGGCAAAAUAAUUAAUUGUUGAUUUUUUCAAUUUUGUA